CUAGGUACCUACAGCACAUUCAACAGAUUUUUUCUAGUGUUUGGAAUCCCAAAAAUCACUCCAGAAGACCUCAUAAUUUUUAAUCGUCUACCUUCCUCUACUUACUUCACCAUUAUUGAACAUGUCUUCAGUAGUUGCAGUCAGGGGACAAGAGGUCAAGUCUUCAAUUGCACGAGCCGAGGAGCAGCAUACUACCCCCUUUCAAAAUGGAGUAGAUAUGCAAGCACUGGAGAGAAUCUCCGACAAAAUCGACGAGCUCAACGUCAUCAAAGCCGAUAUGAAAAAGCCUGGCGCUGAGAAAGAUAAGACGCUAUUUCGAAGAUAUGAUGGGUCGCAAGACCAUGUUAUAAUCUUUUACACAGAACAACAUCUAAAACAAACUGUGGAAUACAAUAUCACAGCUCGCCAAGUAUUCGCCAAUAGAGAACCGGGUAGAAUGUCAGUAAUGGACGCUGCGAAGCUUCUCGAUAAAUUUGUUGAUCAAUCAGACCCUGAUACUCAGGUUGGUCAACUGGAGCACCUUUUUCAGACAUCCGAGGCGGCAAGACUGGCUGGACGGCCCGAUUGGUACGUCGUGACUGGUUUUGUUCAUGACCUGGGCAAACUAUGGUGCCUCAUGGGUGGCCAAGGACAGUGGGAUACUGUCGGAGAUACCUUCAUAGUAGGCGCUGAAUACUCGAAGCGGAUCGAAUUAUAUGAGAGUCUCAAAGACAACCCGGACUUCAAUGAUCCUCGCUACAACACCAAAUAUGGUAUCUACUCUCCAGGUUGUGGAUUAGACAAUGUCAUGAUGUCAUGGGGUCAUGAUGAAUUUCUUUACCAGGUUCUCAAAGACCAAUCUACUCUCCCACCUGAGGCCUUGGCAAUGAUCCGCUAUCAUUCGUUCUACCCAUGGCAUCGUGAGAAUGAAUAUUCACAUUUCGAGAAUGAUCAUGACCGAGCGAUGAAGCCAUGGGUACAGGAUUUCAACCAGUUUGAUCUUUACAGCAAGAGUGAUAGCCCUCCUGAUGUUGAAAAGCUUACUCCAAUGUACGAGAAAAUGAUAGCCAAGUAUUUUCCUGCUGAGGUCAACUUUGGAAAACUUUUACAGCGACCAACGAGCAGCAGCAGCAACAGUAAUUGAGCGAAAGUGCUUGAGCUAUAUUACUUCGACAUGAUGAGGAAUGACCUUCACGCUUUACGAAAUGAUGAAAACUUUCGAUACAAAUAGCGGGCGAAAUAUCAUAGGUAAAUUUUUGGAUUAGGCAGGUGGUUUUUUGCACUGCAUAGAUUUGAACGGCGAUUUAAAAGGAAUUAAGAAAUUACUUGGGUAUCAUUCCCGG
Messenger RNA from Botrytis deweyae, 1322 nucleotides. RefSeq lists its product as uncharacterized. Gene Ontology annotation, molecular function: inositol oxygenase activity; iron ion binding. Gene Ontology annotation, biological process: inositol catabolic process. Gene Ontology annotation, cellular component: cytoplasm. The coding region runs from base 122 to 1123 and encodes 333 amino acids. Lineage: Eukaryota; Fungi; Ascomycota; Leotiomycetes; Helotiales; Sclerotiniaceae. The record is from RefSeq and is a predicted model, not a curated record. The transcript has 4 exons.